GUUUUGUAAUGUGUCCAAAAACGUACAUACGGGAGACUCCUGAUGCAAGAAGAGCUAUCAUUGUCAAAGGAAUUACGGUGCGACCAUUAGCGAUCCAAUUCCUACAGCCCGAGAUCAUGAAAGCAAAGAUACCCCGUCGCAUCACUGUAGAAACACGUUAGUCAGGUCAUUCAUGCCACUCACCCAGAAAAUGAUGAGAUGAUGAUGUCAUCAGUCACUGAGAAUAACAGAAAAAUCCAGUCUACGCAAUGAAAACCUUGCACCCGGCCGACGCACAUGCUAUGGCCGAAGGCAAAUCAAUUGGUGCGAGAUACAGACAAUGGUCAUGCCCUGGCGUGACAGCGGAAAAUUCCCUGGAGGGGGAAAGGCGUCCACGAGAAUCAGUGGCAUGUGUACUUAUCACAGAUAAGUACAAACAAGUACUGUGCAGACAAAUACAUACAUGGUAUGGAACAAGACCUACGUACGAUGAUGCACAUACGGAUCGCACAAUGAAUGCGAUGAUGCACGUAUGGAGCAUUUUCAGACAAAGACGGUGGGUGGAAUGGGAUGCGGACAGAAAUAGAGCCGUGCGAUGCCCAGGCCGCCUCUCACGGAGCAAAUGGACCUGAUAGACACACGCAACAAUAGAGACACACGCAACAAUCCGGCACAAGAUGUGAGCCCACGAUGCUCAACCGUCUCUCAGUGCGCAAUGUCUCACCUAGCAAGUUGCAGCGGAUCUCUCCCGCAGGGUUGCGCACCGUGUGGACAUUGAUGUAUACUCGCGCAGCCUUGAUGGCAUUCACCAGGGCGAGCAAAGGGUGGCCCGCCAGUUCGCCGACCAAAUCAAGAUCGCCAAAUGGUGCAUCUGAUUGCAACAGCCACGUGCAAUGUGUGCCAAGAGGCCGUCCAACGUGUUUCCUGAACGACUCACCUCUGACCACCACCCCGGUGAGAGGCACUGGGUCGCCGGGAGGGAUCAUCGUGUUGCCGGACAGCUCUGCUCCCGUAAGCGGAGUGGGGGGAAGUACCUCGUCGCUGGGGAAGGUCUGAAAGCUGUUGAAAAGUACUUGAUGACAGCUGGCUAUGUCGACACCAUUUCUUUGUUUGACCUACCUGUUGGAAAGGAUAAAUCCGACAACUCCUCCUGUACACGGAGCAGCAGGGCCCGGCUCUUCGAGGGUCGGUGUGGGCGUCCCAGUCAAGGUGCCCUGAUAUGGAGAAGCGGAGAAUGCUUGUUGCUUUGCUCAUUCGUUGUGUGCAACGUGCUGAUCGGUGUGCUCAUCGAGUGCUUACUUCCUCGCACAAGUGGAAAUGCACACCGAUGACGUCCGUCAGGUUGUCGAGCCGCAGCGUCACAAACAGGAGGCUCUGACUGGGGUCAUACUUAGCCGGAAGACGCCUGACGAGACAGACAUCUCCAUUGUUGUUUGCACAUCCUGUUUUCUGACGGACAGACUGCCGGCCAUUCGUACCUGAGAGGUCGGCACCGUUCGGGAUGUCAGGAAUGGGCUGCUCGACCUCUGCAACACACACAACCACACCACAGAGCAUCAGUCCGAACACUCUCCUUUUCUUCUGCUCUACUCCGGACACCACCUGUGCUGCAAGGGAUAGUGAUAGGUGUCUGUGGGAAUUGCUUCCUGUCCUUCACGAUCUUCGGACCCCCCUUGCCGGGCCCAGUGGCGCCGGGCUUCUUCCCGCCGCCCUUCUUCGAGCUGUGAUGCUGCCCGACAGCGACGGCCAGGACCAGGAAAAUUGCGAAGAGUCGAGCCAUGUGGGCAAGCGAAGAAAGCAGAGAGCUGGAAGUUGUCGGAAGCUGGGGAGAAAUGAUGA
This is a messenger RNA of Vitrella brassicaformis, 1818 nucleotides long. The record is from the annotation of a GenBank genome assembly. NCBI's taxonomy places the organism in Eukaryota, Vitrellaceae.